Camelina sativa (false flax) is the source of this 2548-nucleotide messenger RNA. RefSeq names its product AP-4 complex subunit epsilon. Lineage: Eukaryota; Viridiplantae; Streptophyta; Magnoliopsida; Brassicales; Brassicaceae. The record is from RefSeq and is a predicted model, not a curated record. Gene Ontology annotation, cellular component: AP-4 adaptor complex; membrane coat. Gene Ontology annotation, biological process: intracellular protein transport; vesicle-mediated transport.
AGGUUAUGUGAUAAUGAUCCUGGUGUUAUGGGUGCCACUCUUUGUCCGUUGUUUGAUCUUAUAAGUGAAGAUGUUACUUCCUAUAAGGAUUUGGUUAGCAGUUUCGUCAGUAUUCUCAAACAGGUCACUGAGAGAAGAUUGCCAAAGAGUUACGAUUACCAUCAGAUGCCUGCACCUUUCAUCCAGAUCAAAUUGCUGAAGAUAAUGGCGUUGCUGGGUAGUGGUGAUAAGAAUGCGAGUGAAAUCAUGUCUAUGGUGCUUGGAGAUUUGUUCAGAAAGUGUGACUCAUCUACCAAUAUAGGAAAUGCGAUCCUUUACGAGUGUAUUCGAUGUAUUUCUUGUAUACUUCCAAAUCCCAAGCUGUUGGAAGCUGCUGCUGAUGCUAUCUCCAAGUUUUUGAAGAGUGAUAGUCACAAUUUGAAGUACAUGGGCAUUGAUGGUCUUGGUCGAUUGAUAAAAAUAAGCCCAGAUAUUGCUGAGCAGCACCAACUUGCUGUGAUAGAUUGUUUGGAGGAUCCAGAUGAUACACUAAAGAGGAAAACAUUUGAAUUGUUGUACAAAAUGACCAAGUCCUCUAAUGUAGAAGUGAUUGUUGACCGAAUGAUUGAUUACAUGAUUAGUAUCAAUGACAAUCAUUACAAAACUGAGAUAGCAUCUCGUUGUGUUGAGUUGGCUGAACAAUUUGCUCCAAGCAAUCAAUGGUUCAUCCAGACCAUGAAUAAAGUCUUCGAGCAUGCAGGAGAUCUGGUAAAUAUUAAGGUGGCACAUAAUCUGAUGCGUUUGAUUGCUGAAGGAUUUGGAGAGGACGAUGAUGAUGCAGACAGCAAGCUCAGAUUAUCAGCUGUGGAAUCGUAUUUGCAGCUUAUUAGUGAGCCAAAGCUUCCAUCCCUGUUUCUUCAGGUCAUUUCUUGGGUCUUGGGAGAAUACGGCACAGCUGAUGGGAAAUAUUCUGCCUCCUAUAUUAGUGGAAAGCUGUGCGAUGUGGCAGACGCAUACUCAAGUGAUGAAACUGUAAAGGGUUAUGCUGUUUCUGCACUGAUGAAGAUCUAUGCAUUUGAAAUCGCAUCUGGAAGAAAAGUGGAUGUUUUGCCAGAGUGCCAAUCUUUGAUCGAAGAGCUACUGGCUUCACAUUCAACAGAUCUUCAGCAACGUGCAUAUGAGCUUCAGGCUCUCCUUGCUCUAGAUUCCCGUGCUGUUGAGACUAUAAUCCCUUUAGAUGCUAGUUGUGAAGACAUCGAGGUUGAUAAAGAACUUUCAUUUCUCAAUGGCUACAUCCAACAAGCUAUCGAGAGUGGAGCGCAGCCUUAUAUUUCUGAGAGAGAGCGCUCGGGGAUGUUUGAAACAACCGAUUACCAUCCCCAGGAUCAUCACGAAGUUCCAUCUCAUACCCUUCGAUUCGAAGCCUAUGAACUUCCAAAGCCAUCAGUGCCACCACAAGCUUCGACCGAGCUUGUUCCAGUACCUGAGCCUUCUUAUUACAGUGAGUCACACCAGCCAAUUUCAACAUCUUUGGUGUCUGAACGAGAAUCGUCAGAGAUCAAGCUGCGACUCGAUGGAGUUAAGCAAAAAUGGGGUAGACCGAGCUAUCAACCAACCACAUCAGCUUCUUCCACUACUCAGCAAGCAGCAAAUGGUACCACUUCACACUCGGAUGGAGGAGUUGGUUCAUCUAGCUCAAAGCCUCGAAGCAGUUACGAACCAAAGAAACCAGAAAUCGAUCCCGAGAAACAGAGACUUGCUGCAUCCUUGUUUGGUGGAUCAUCAUCAUCAAGAACUGAUAAAAAGUCUUCUGGUGGUCAGAAGCCCGCAAAAGGAACAGUUAACAAACCCGCAACUGUCCCCAAGGAAAAUCCAACCCCUGUUCAACCGCCACCAGACUUACUAGACUUAGGCGAGCCAAUGGCUACAACUGUUUCAACAAUGGAUCCUUUUAAAGAGUUGGAAGGGCUUAUGGAUUCUUCGAGCCAAGAUGGGGGUUCGAACGAUGUGAUGGGACUAUACUCAGAUGCAGCACCUGUGACCACAACCACAAGUGUCGACUCUCUCUUAUCCGAACUGUCUGAUAGCUCCAAAGGAAACUCACGCACGUAUCAAUCUCAAACCUCAAAAGGACCAAACACAAAGGAAGCUCUCGAGAAAGAUGCUCUUGUUAGACAAAUGGGUGUAAACCCAACAAGUCAGAACCCGACACUAUUCAAAGAUCUCCUCGGCUAGACGAACCAUUCUCCAUCCAGACCGUCCAUUCAUUAGCUCGCCACCAUCAUCAUCAUCCCAUAUUUGGUAAUAUGUUGUGGGUUUUGGGGAUUACUAUGUUUCCAAUUCAAGAACAGCUUUUUGUUGUACCUAAGUUUCUUAUCGAUAGGAACUUAUAGUUUACAAAACACAAAGAGAGGUAAGUCACGUAUCGAGAUUUUUCAUCUUUUUUUUUUUGGUUUCUCGUUUAAUUUUGGAGUCAUCAUCAGGUAAUGGUUUUGAAUUCGUCUUUUUGUGUCUAUAGAACAUUUGUAUCAUCUUUUAUUUCUUAGAGGUAUUUAAUUUUUCUAUCAAA